UUCGGCGUGCCCUGCCGCUGCCGCCCGUCCCGUGCCUUGCCCUUGGCCCAUCAGCGCUGUCGCGUGUCGUACGGCCCGCGCCGUGUCCGCUCCGCGUCGUGUCGCAGACACGUCCCGUGUGUGAUGAGUGACUUGUGUCCGCGCGCUUGUUCCAGUGACCCUCAAGACUUGUUUUUAUUUAUUUGUGUGCGCGCCGUGCCGCGCUGUCCGCCGCCGCCUAUGCUGCGCGGCUGCUCGGCCUGAAGGCUGAAGAAGGAGAAGGAGCGCUUGCUUGUCAAGCGAAAACCAGCGGGGCGACCUCACAGUGGUGAUGGAUUCUGUUUGAGUGGCCGCUGCACCAGUGUACAAAAUAUUUUUAAGUUUUUAGUGUAUGAAAACCAUGGAAGAGAUGGGAGACCAGGUUUACGCGGCCGAGCGGAUUAUGAAGAAGCGGACGAGACGGGGAAAAGCAGAGUAUCUAGUUAAAUGGAAAGGAUGGAGUCAAAAACACAAUACCUGGGAACCUGAGGAAAAUAUACUGGAUGGGCGUUUGAUUGACAGUUUUGAAGAAAGUGAAGCAAAACGGGGAGAUUCUCAUGUUAAACGAGGACCAAAGAAGAAGGAUUCUACCAAAGAGAGGAGAAGUACUAGAGAUGACCCCGAUGAUACAGUUGGUGAAGAGAGCCAAGAUGAAGAGUCCUCCAACAGUACCAAUACAAGUACCAGUCAAAACGUGUCAAAGCCUCGAACAACAAUCAAUUCUACAGCCUCAAAUGCUCCAGUUUUUAUACCCACUAGCUCCCCUUCUGUCAAUUCCUCAACAACUUCAUCUAAUAACGCCAAAUCCAAAGAAGGGAAGAAGGACGAAGAUGCGAGUGAGAGAGUAACUUCUGAUACAAAACCACCGGUUUCUACGACCUUACCUCUAACUACAGCAACAGCAACCACCACAACCACCACCACUACUACGAAUAAAACUGUUCCGAAAUCGGAGUCUGAUCUUCCCACCGGGGAAUCUUCCCCAGUUGAUACUGAUAAAAAGGCUGUUGAUGUUGUUACCAAGAAGGAAGAGAAAGAAAAGGAGACAGAAGCAGAAUCAGAAAAGGAAAAAGACAAGGAUCAAGGCACUAAAAGGAAAGCAGAAGUCUUAUCAAAAGAAUCUGGCAAAAUUGGUGUUACAAUAACAACAAGCAGCCCAACUUCUGCUGCAAGCCCUCCCCCCGUUAAGCAGCCCAAACUACAGAGCACUCCUAUUCCAGCUAAUGAAACAUCAACAACUCCCUCCCCAACUUCUGCUGUAAAACCUGUUACACCACGGAGACCCUCUAGUGAUGUUCCUGCUGCAUCAGUUAAUAGCACUGCGAGACCACCCUCAAGUCCACAAUUGAGGCCUCCAACAUCUGCCUCAAGCACCAAGACCCCAACUACCCCACAACCUCCUCCAUCAAAUUUGACUGUUCCUGUGAAAAAUCCUUGCCCCUCUCCUCGCUUGCCGGACCCACCAGCCUCUGAUAACUUGAGUCAAACCAGUACAGUGCAGCUUACAUGCACAAUUGCACCAAAUCAACCAAGAACUGAAGAUGCGUCACCACCUCUUCUAAAUGGCCUUAACAACAAUAAUGUUAGUAAACACAACAAUAACAACAACAAUAAUAACAACAACUUGUCAGAUGAAGAUGAAAAAUUACAUCCACCUCAUCUUGUUAGUCAAGUUGUUGCCACAAGCCCUGAAUAUUGGCUGAAUCGCAAUCCUGUGGCUGAUCAAGUUGUCAUAACAGAUGUAACUGUUAAUCUUUCUACGGUGACAAUUCGUGAGUGCAAGACUGAAAAGGGCUUUUUCAAAGUUCGUGGUUCAGAUCAUGGUAAACAAGGUGGUGUCAUAUGACUGACAAGUGGUUUUCUGCACAAUGUGUAUUUUUACCAGUGACAUUUAAGACUACAUUUACCUAAUGUUUAGGUAAAUUAAUGCUCCCUCAUUAAUGAAGCAAUCGCUACAUUAGUAAAAAAAUAGUUCAAAACUCCCUAUUUAGUUCUGUGUUUCUUACCUGUAAUUUUUAUGAAGAACAUCAUUCCCUGUAUAUCUGUUGUUAUGCAGUUAAAUGCGUGUUUGAACCCAAAUGAAGACUUGUGCUUAAGAGUUUAUUUUCAUUGUACUUUUUUUGUGUAUAGCAAUAAUAAUUUUAUUCAGGGUGCAAUUAAAUUUUUAUUCUUUAUGUUACAUGCUGGAAAACUGAUAAUAUUGCUUCACUUCUCUAAGCAAUUCUAUCAGAAUCCUGUCUCAUGGAGUUCUAUCUCUUUGAAAAGGAACCAAAGCAAAAGUGUACAUAUAUCUUGUUGUAAUACUAUUGUAUAUGAGUGUUGUAAAUUCUGUAUAGGUGUGGUAAUCCAAAUUUGCUUAAAAUGGUAGCCCACAUGAAGAUUAUAUUUAUUUGAAUCUCUAGUGAUAAUAAGUUUUAUAACCUGCUAUUUAAUUAACUUGCUUUCAUUGGUGGAGCAGAAUAUCUUAUAUCUAUCUUGUUCUUAUUUAUUUAUUAUUUAUGAUCUGUCUGGAACAGAUAUGGCAGGUACAAACCUGUGCUGUCCUACAGUUGAAUGAAUAUGUUGCACUGUGAUCUGUCCACGCUUUCCUUUCAUUCAUUUUCAGAAACCAUUAAGUUCACGUUUUAUGGAACUGCUGUCCUUAUUUUAAUUCCUCUUUUUACCAAUAAGUUUGGUAUUUUUGUAGAAAGUACCUUUGUUUUUACCUAAUGUCGCUAUCCAAAAAUUGUCAUUUAAAAAAUUUAGAGCGUAGGUCAAUUGACAGGAAUCCUUGUGACCUACCUAUGACUGUUUUCUCUGAAUCUUUGAAGACUGUAUUUUGAUAUGGAUAUGAGUAAUCCUUGACUUGACAAAAAAUGUUCGUUACUUUUAUAAUGACUGUUCCCCAUGACCACACUCUUUUCGUGUGAACUUAGUCUUCACAUCCCUUUCCCAAAAAUGUGACCAGCUUAGUUCAAUCAAUAUUCACACUCCCUUGUGGCAAUUGGUUUUUUUCCAUGUCAAAAUGUUGUUUGUCUUGAGAUUUGCUGUGUUAGAGCUUGCUUUUGAACAUUAGGUUGAUGAGUAAGUUUUGUGAAAAAUGUGUUUGUGUGCAUUCUAACACCCUCUCUGCAAGAGCAUCUUACAUGCUUUUCAUGUGGACAGAAAACAAUUAAUUUACUUUUGAUUUCUCACAACACUUCCAAUGAUUGUGCUAUAUGAACGUACUAUUUUAAUGGUAGGAGUAGUAUUACCGUACUUUCAUUAGCUGUUAAAGAAAGCACUCUCAUUGUUAAUGUUGUUACUAAGUUCUUGAUUAUUAUUGUUAUAUGAAUAAUGUAAGGUUCAGGGUGUCUGAUAUGGGCAAGCUGUUUGUUUGUUGUUUUUUUUUUUUUAAUUCCUAUUUAGUUUCUCUUGCCUAGCCUCACCUACCACCACCACCAUGCCAGGCAAGGUGGUGAUAUAGUGGUGUUUUCAUUCAUAAUUUGUGUUGAAAAUUUUACCCCCCCAAAAUAGAACAGAAGUUCUACACCUUGUAAGUUGUGAUAAUGAAACAGGACUAGCAGUUUGUUGUUUUACAUGUGAAGUUUCUUAUCUCUUACUUUCUUUUAAAAAGAAACUAAGAGUUGGCUUUAGUUACACAGGUUGAAUGACUGUUCUUUUAUAUUUGUUAUCCCUUUCUUUUAUUGUUUGUCUGUAUCUUCCUGUUCUGUCAUCUUCAAUUUCUGUACAUACAACUAUGGCUCUUCCCUUUCUUAGAGCUAAUGAUUUGUAGUGCGGUAUUCCCAGGGUUGUCACACUUUUGUGACUUCAUACUUCAUAUUUCCCCGAUAAUUUAAGGUUUUCUGUUACCAGAUGCAUGGCAACCCUGAUUCUGUGUGAAAUUUAGUGCAUUGUUAAAACAACACUAGCAACAUGUUGAUGUUAAAAGUUCAUUGUUCCAAGACUGUUGGAAUAUAUCUAUUUUGUUUUGGCUGUAAGCCAUAAAUUAUAGAGGCAUAAGCCUCUUACAUGUUAAUUGGUGCCAAAAUUUUUCACACACCCCUGUGUAUUUCCCUGGUCUCUGUUAAAUUCCCAAGAGGGAUUCCUAUGCAUCUUUCUUUUUUUAGUAUUGUGGAAUGCGUGCCUUAAUAGUAGAAAGAUUUCUGAAUUUUAGCAGGCAAUGAGUAAUUUUAGUCGGGUGCUUCAGAGAAAGUAGGACAGUGCUUUUCAUAGGAAGUGUGAAUUGUCUGGUACCUAGGAACUAGGGGACAUCUUCUGUAAAUAAAGUAAUGCAGAGUAUUUCUACAUAUGUAAAGGUUCUUUUGAGAUUC
This is a messenger RNA of Thrips palmi, 4310 nucleotides long. RefSeq names its product polycomb group protein Pc (gene Pc). The record is from RefSeq and is a predicted model, not a curated record. NCBI's taxonomy places the organism in Eukaryota, Metazoa, Arthropoda, Insecta, Thysanoptera, Thripidae. The transcript is spliced from 8 exons. Bases 371 to 1864 code for a protein of 497 amino acids.